AUGGAGGGGCUUGGGGCGAAGGAAAUGGAGGCAUUGGCAGAGCUGCUCUGCCCAGACACUGCAGACUCGGGGGACUUGGAUGGCGCAUCCCCUAUCCCACGGCCACAGGCGUCGAGCGGUAAAUACAGAAGCAAUGCUAAGCCGAACGUCAAAGUAAAAGCAAAGAUUGGGCGGAAGGAAGAGUUGGACAUAUGGAAACUGGACGAGUUAAAUCAAGGUGCCACCUUCAGGCAGCUUAAAGACCACCGCACAGAACCGGAACACGAAACACUAGAGGACCGCGUGGUGGUGGACUCUCCUCUCCACAAGCUGAAUUUGGCUCUUCCGUAUAGUGUAAACCCCGAUGAAGGAACUGCGAAAUGGAUGGCGAGCACGUGCACUCUCCUCCUCCGACUGCCCAUCCGGCGAAAAAUCGAGUAUGUACAGAUCUAG
Messenger RNA from Cyclospora cayetanensis, 432 nucleotides. RefSeq lists its product as uncharacterized. The transcript has 5 exons. The record is from RefSeq and is a predicted model, not a curated record. Gene Ontology annotation, cellular component: cytoplasm. NCBI's taxonomy places the organism in Eukaryota, Apicomplexa, Conoidasida, Eucoccidiorida, Eimeriidae. Gene Ontology annotation, biological process: axonemal dynein complex assembly. Gene Ontology annotation, molecular function: dynein intermediate chain binding; protein-folding chaperone binding. Bases 1 to 432 code for a protein of 143 amino acids.